AUACAUCUUCUCUUGAUUUCUUAUUUCUGUUGAAUAUAUUGUUGCUUAAUUCAUUUCUGGUAGGAUUCGUGUGGAUCUCGCAGCCAGUAUAUUACAUACCAUGUCUACUGUAUUAUUUUAAAUUUCAGUUUGCAAAUCAUCAUACAACGUACGGGUGUUUACAGCUCACAGAAGUUCACUGAUCCAUGUGUGUUUGGAGACGUGAAUUAAGCAACAAUAUAUUCAACAGAAAUAAGAAAUCAACAGAAACAAGUUUCCUUUCAACAUUUUACUCGUGUGUUUGUGCAUUCAUCUGAUGUACAAUAUAGACCUUCAGUACAUAGCUGGCAUAUGUUGGGGACCUACUAUGACGCCUCGACUUUACUCAUCCAUGCUCAAAGCUUUAUUUUCUAUGCUGCUUCUUGCUUGAAUUCAGUUUACAAUUUUGCAUUUUUAGUUUAGUUGAGAAGGAAACUUGAAUGCUAAUUUUCUUCGACUGGUUUAGCUAACAUCUUCAAGCCUGAAUAUAGUUUAAAUUUGUACCUUUGUUUCUCUUCUUUUCUUCUUUUUUCUCCCCACAUCAUGUAGGAAGUUUAGAGACGUGUUUUAUCGGCAUUUAUAUUACUCCUUCCGUCUAGGUGAGUAAGUCAUCUUAGGUUGUGCAUCAUGACCAAGGAGGAGGGGAAAACGAGAGAACUUAAUGUUCAUUUGCUAAUUAAUAGCAUUGCAUGCAAUGAACUAACCACUGCAUGUCGUGUUUGGUAGUCUCAAGUCAUUAAAAGCAUGCACACCCCACAUCUCUUAUUGGUUGAUAUGUCAAGAAACAAGAAACGAGGUAGAAUUUAAUGCACCGCGCCUAAGUGUUUUCGGAUUAUUUGGUUUUCGUAAGAUGACUUACACACCUAGACGGAGGGAGUAACAACUUUGUUUUUUUGUCUCUUUUGUGAUAGUUUAAGGUUAGAACAGUGUAUUUAUAAUAUGUGCCUGGAUUUAGUUGAUACACCUACUGUAUUUAAGGCGUGUUAUUUUUUCUUGAAUAAAUUGACAGAUACUUGCUUCUAUUAAUUAAAGAUCCUGCAUUACAAGGUACUGCGUUGUGCUUGAAUGCAAUUGUCUUAUUUAGACAGCAACCGAGCUCAGUCAACAAUUAGUUAAAGUACUCCCUCCGGUCCUUUUUAGUUCGCAUAUAAGAUUUGACUGAAGUCAAGCCUCAUAAAGUUUGACCAAUUUUAUAGAAAAAAGUAUCAAUAUUCAUAAUCUGAAAUCAAUAUCAAUAGAUGUGUCAUGACUUAAAAUUUCAUAUUGUAUAACUUUAGCAUGGCAGAUGUUGAUAUUUUUUCAUAUAAAUGCGGUCAAACUUUGUGAAGUUUGACUUCAGAGAAUUCUAAUAUGCAGAGUAAAAAGGACCGGAGGGAGUAGUUAUGAGAUGUGGCAGAGAGCAGAGAGGGCCAGCCGUAGAUGCAUGAAAGUGGAUGCUUAUUCCUUUCAAGUAUCAAAUCGAUAGUAGUUGCUGAUCCUAUUCAUAGUGAUUACAAGCAUAGUUGACCUAUCGUCUCUGUAGUGUGGUUGUUAUAUGCACACUUUUCAUUUGUGUUUUCGCCUCCUAAGCCAUUUAUUCUGUCUAGCGCAGGUUGCUUCCUGUCCUCUCAUCCUACUUUUCUAUCUGUUACAUAGCAUUAGGAAAAGCCAUAGGUAACCAGAAUAACAACUGAGGCAUUUCCUUGCAGAAAAUUUAUGAUGUUAUUUGCAUCAGUGUUUGAUAAAUAAUGUGCAAUCUCCUGAUUGAUAAAUUUACUAAAAAAUCUAUAAUGUUAUUUGUAGUGGUGAUGAUAGCGAGUCUUCCGGAUCGCUUCCUUAGCCUAACAACGCAGCGUACAAACCAGCUGUUAUCAACAUCGGUAAUGAUACUGGCCCUUCGCCCGUUGCAUGAAAGCCAAGAAAAACAAGAAAAAGGAGCACACAUCGCAUGGUACAAAACCAUCUAUCAUUACCAUUGUCAUGCCAUUAUACCUAAUUUUAUUUGCCUUCCUGUACAUACUAAUCUUUCAAACCCUCUUCAUGAUUAUCAUCAUACAUCAACUACAACUAAAUCCAUAAAACCGACGAAGGCUGAACACAAGACCUACAUAACCCGGGCACCCGACACUAUCUACUUUCUAAGCUUUGAUGGUCAUUGUACAUGGGGAAACAAAGUGAGGCUAUACAGGAAGCAGCUUACAAAUUUGAGGUGUCUCAUCGCUACAAGGAUGACCUUUGCCACUCGAGGAAUGUAUUUCUCGGUCAGGUUUACCAAGAAAUAUCUCCGCCGCUGUAUUGACCCAAAGCUUUAUGGCUUGCCAAUAAAAUCUGGAGAUGGUAAUACCUGCAUCAAAGCCCGUCUAACCAAAGGAGUCGAUAACAGGGCAACAAUUACG
Triticum aestivum (bread wheat) is the source of this 2393-nucleotide messenger RNA. RefSeq lists its product as uncharacterized. Lineage: Eukaryota; Viridiplantae; Streptophyta; Magnoliopsida; Poales; Poaceae. The record is from RefSeq and is a predicted model, not a curated record.